ACGCGGAGGGUGGGGGGUGGGGGGGAAAGUGUUGAGGGAGGGGGGAGGGGGGACACAGAGGGAGGAAGAAGCGGCGGCGGCAGCUCCUCUUCGCAGAGGGGGAAAACUCCGAGGGAUAAGAGCAGGAAUAAUGCGGUAGGCAAGGCGGGCUGCUCGCUCCCGGCUCCCGGCUCCCGGCUCCGGCAGCAGCAGCGGCAGCCCGAGCAGCGGCAGCAGCAGCGGCAGCACCCCCAGCAGCUGACAGCCCCGCCGGCAGGCUCCCUCGCUGACCGCCGACUGUCAAUGGAGCUGGAAAACAUCGUGGCCAACACGGUCUUGCUGAAAGCCAGGGAAGGGGGUGGAGGAAAGCGCAAGGGGAAAAGCAAGAAGUGGAAGGAAAUCCUGAAGUUUCCUCACAUCAGCCAGUGUGAAGACCUCCGAAGGACCAUAGACAGAGAUUACUGCAGUUUAUGUGACAAGCAGCCAAUUGGGAGGCUGCUUUUCCGGCAGUUCUGCGAAACCAGGCCCGGGCUGGAGUGUUACAUUCAGUUCCUGGACUCAGUGGCAGAAUAUGAAGUUACUCCAGAUGAAAAACUGGGAGAGAAAGGGAAGGAAAUUAUGACCAAGUACCUCACCCCAAAGUCCCCAGUCUUCAUAGCCCAAGUUGGCCAGGACCUGGUCUCCCAGACGGAGGAGAGGCUCCUACAGAGGCCCUGCAAGGAAGUCUUUUCUGCCUGUGCACAGUCUGUCCACGACUACCUGAAGGGCGAACCAUUCCAUGAGUAUCUGGACAGCAUGUAUUUUGAUCGCUUUCUCCAGUGGAAGUGGUUGGAAAGGCAACCGGUGACCAAGAACACUUUCCGGCAGUACCGAGUGCUGGGAAAAGGGGGCUUUGGGGAGGUCUGUGCCUGCCAGGUCCGGGCCACGGGCAAAAUGUAUGCUUGCAAGCGCUUGGAGAAGAAGAGGAUCAAAAAGAGGAAAGGGGAGUCCAUGGCACUCAACGAGAAGCAGAUCCUAGAGAAGGUCAACAGCCAGUUUGUGGUCAACCUGGCCUAUGCCUACGAGACCAAGGAUGCGCUGUGCUUGGUUCUGACCAUCAUGAACGGAGGCGACCUGAAGUUCCACAUCUACAACAUGGGCAACCCUGGCUUCGAGGAGGAGCGAGCCUUGUUUUAUGCGGCAGAAAUCCUCUGUGGCUUGGAAGACCUCCACCGGGAGGACACCGUGUACAGAGAUUUGAAACCCGAAAAUAUCCUGCUAGAUGAUUAUGGCCACAUUCGGAUUUCAGACCUGGGUCUGGCUGUGAAGAUUCCCGACGGAGACCUGAUCCGCGGCCGGGUGGGCACCGUGGGCUACAUGGCCCCAGAGGUCCUGAACAACCAGAGAUACGGCCUGAGCCCUGACUACUGGGGUCUGGGCUGCCUCAUCUAUGAGAUGAUCGAGGGCCAGUCGCCAUUCCGGGGCCGCAAAGAGAAGGUGAAGCGGGAGGAAGUGGACCGCCGCGUCCUGGAGACGGAGGAGGUGUACUCUUCAAAGUUCUCUGAGGAGGCCAAGUCCAUCUGCAAAAUGCUGCUCACCAAAGAUGCAAAACAGAGACUGGGCUGCCAGGAGGAGGGGGCUGCUGAGGUCAAGAGACACCCCUUCUUCAGGAACAUGAACUUCAAGCGCUUAGAAGCCGGGAUGUUGGACCCUCCCUUCAUUCCAGAUCCCCGCGCCGUGUACUGCAAGGACGUGCUGGACAUCGAGCAGUUCUCCACCGUGAAGGGCGUCAACCUGGACCACACGGACGACGAUUUCUACUCCAAGUUCUCCACGGGCUCCGUGCCCAUCCCGUGGCAGAGUGAGAUGAUAGAAACCGAGUGCUUUAAGGAGCUGAACGUGUUUGGACCUAACGGUACCCUCUCGCCAGACCUGAAUAGGAAUCACCCUCCAGAACCGCCAAAGAAAGGGCUGCUCCAGAGGAUCUUCAAGCGUCAGCAUCAAAACAAUUCCAAGAGUUCACCCAACCCCAAGACCAGUUUUAACCACCACAUGAAUUCAAACCAUGUCAGUUCAAACUCCACGGGAAGCAGCUAGUUAGCGCUCUGGCCUUGAAGUCCACGGUGGGACCAGCCCUAGACCCUUGUCCUUAGAAACAGAACUUACGGACAGGGGAGCCCUCCAGGAGCCGGGGACGGAGGCCGCUCACCCCCUCGACGCAGAGCCUCCAGGUUUCUCAAAGAGAUUUCCACUCAGGUCUGUCUCCAGAGGUGGCCCUCAAGCCGAGGUGGAACAUUGCAAUAGAAAUCCAAUUGGAUACGACAAUUUGCACGUAUUUUAAUGGCGUCAUACCUAGAACUGAAUUUUGUCUUUAUUAUUUUUAAAGAAAAGUUUUGUAAAUUUCUCUAUUGUCUCAGUUUACAUUUUGUAUAUUUGUAUUUAAAUGAAAGUCAGACUUUGAGGGUGUA
Messenger RNA from Neofelis nebulosa (Clouded leopard), 2426 nucleotides. It is a transcript of the gene GRK5, whose product is annotated as G protein-coupled receptor kinase 5. Gene Ontology annotation, molecular function: G protein-coupled receptor kinase activity; ATP binding. Gene Ontology annotation, biological process: regulation of signal transduction; protein phosphorylation; signal transduction. Gene Ontology annotation, cellular component: cytoplasm. Lineage: Eukaryota; Metazoa; Chordata; Mammalia; Carnivora; Felidae. The coding region runs from base 283 to 2055 and encodes 590 amino acids. The transcript is spliced from 16 exons. The record is from RefSeq and is a predicted model, not a curated record.